AUCACUGGAAUCAUAAAGAAAGGAAAAACGAUAGCUAGCUAGACGCAUCAGCAGCACUUCGAUCUCCAAAUCUCCGGCGGCUGCCCCCAAUUUCGCCGGCGAUAAGGAUUUAGCCCAGUGCAUAUCUAUGUAUAACCUACGUUGCAAGAUAAUAUAGUUACUAUCAGUUGUCUGCUGCAGAAAUUAUCCCUCUUCUCUGCUUGGACUACUGCUACUGCCAAAUGUCAGCUACAGUGAAUCCACCGACUCUACAAAUCUUAGCUCGAGAACCUGAAGGUUUUUCUAUCUGGAAUGGACCCCCCUUUGCCAAUGGCCAGCCACAUAUCAGACUUGAGAGAGUUCCUUGCUCUUCUGCCAAAUUUAGCGAAAAUGGGUCCAGACUGCUGGUGAUCAAAAGCACCUCUGUUAUUUCUAUUUAUGAUUGCAGCAACGACGUCACUGAGAUUAGAUCCUUUGAGAUCCCGUCUGUUCUUGCUGCUGCUCUUUCUCCCUGUGGAACCUUUCUCCAAACUUUUCAAAAACCCUCCAAUCCACAAGAUAAGAACGUUUCACUCUGGGAGAUCAAGACAGGUGUUCCUGUUUAUCAACAAUUCCAGAAGAAUAUGUCUAAAACCACUUGGCCUACAAUUCAGUUUAGCUCCGAUGAAACUAUUGCAUGCCGAAUGGCAACAAAUGAGAUACAAUUUUUUGAUGCCAAGGACUUUGCCAAAGGAAUCAUAUCUAAAGUAAGAAUACCUGGUGUUUCAGCAAUGGAGCUUUCAAAAUCUCCCGGUUCAUAUGUUGCAGCAUAUGUUCCAGAAUCCAAGGGUGUUCCAGCUAGUGUUCAAAUAUUUUCUUGUAACAAGGACAAACAGUCUCAGGCUGUUGCACGAAGGAGUUUUUUUCGUUGCUCAACUGCACAAUUACACUGGAACAAUGGCUCUACAGGUCUCUUGGUUGUGGCCCAAGCUGAUGUAGAUAAAACCAACCAAAGUUAUUAUGGAGAGUCUAAAUUGAACUACUUGACAACUGAUGGGAGUCAUGAGGGACUUGUUCCUCUGCGUAAAGAGGGUCCUGUUCAUGAUGUUCAAUGGUCUACUUCGGGUUUGGAGUUUGCUGUAGUUUAUGGAUUCAUGCCGGCCAAAGCUACAAUUUUUGACAAGAAAUGCAAUCCAAUCCUUGAACUUGGAACAGGUCCUUACAAUACAGUCAGAUGGAACCCAAAAGGAAAAUUCAUAUGUUUGGCCGGAUUUGGUAACUUGCCUGGUGACAUGGCUUUUUGGGAUUAUUCAGAAAAGAAAGUGCUUGGAACAACCAGGGCAGAAUGUUCCGUGACAAGUGAAUGGUCUCCUGAUGGAUGUUAUUUCAUGACUGCCACAACUGCACCGAGGCUACAAAUAGACAACGGGAUAAAGAUCUUCCGCUACGAUGGAGCUCUGUAUUUUAAGAAAAUGUUCAGUAAGUUGUUUCAGGCUGAUUGGAAGCCAGAAGCACCUGAAAGGUUUGGUGGUAUUGCUGACCUUAUCAAGUCUGUGGACACAUUAACAAUUAUAGACCAAACAAAAAAGCAAGCAGAAGACCCUAAAUCAUCACAAGCACCUCCAAAGGCCUCCAUGAAUUCAGCGCAAAAGCCUGCUUCCUAUCGCCCACCACAAGCCUCCAUGAAUACAACGCAAAAGCCUGCUGCUUAUCGCCCACCCCAAGUGAAGCAGGCUGCUGCAGUUCAGGCAGAGCUUGUCGGCGGAAAUGCUUCACAGGGUCCAAGCAAAAAUGCAUUGAGAAACCAAAAGCGCCGGGAAAAGCAGAAGGAGAAAAAGGCUGCGGAAACAGUUAGAUAGCCUAUGGCAAUUGAUGCGGAAGGGCUUUUUGCCCAUAUACCUGCUGCUAAAUCAAAUCCAGUUGCGCUUCUGCCCCCCAUUUUCUUACUUAGGGAAUUGUAGUUGUUGAGCUUUUUGACUGGUCUCUCUUCUGCAUCAAACAAAUAUGAAUAUAUAU
Molecule: messenger RNA, 1974 nt
Organism: Asparagus officinalis (garden asparagus)
Lineage: Eukaryota; Viridiplantae; Streptophyta; Magnoliopsida; Asparagales; Asparagaceae
Product: eukaryotic translation initiation factor 2A
Exons: 14
Coding region: 222-1817 (531 amino acids)
Biological process (GO): translational initiation
Cellular component (GO): cytosolic small ribosomal subunit
Molecular function (GO): mRNA binding; ribosome binding; tRNA binding
Source: RefSeq, a predicted model, not a curated record